This is a messenger RNA of Diaporthe amygdali, 1164 nucleotides long. RefSeq names its product cop9 signalosome complex subunit 4. The coding region runs from base 1 to 1164 and encodes 387 amino acids. The record is from RefSeq and is a predicted model, not a curated record. Gene Ontology annotation, cellular component: COP9 signalosome; cytosol. Lineage: Eukaryota; Fungi; Ascomycota; Sordariomycetes; Diaporthales; Diaporthaceae. The transcript has a single exon.
AUGGCCUCCCAGCAGAUCCCCGAGGAGGCUGUGGCCAUCCAGAAUGCCCUCUCCCAGGCACAGUCGGCAUCUGACUUUAACCAGACCGCCGACCAGAUCUUCGCCUCGUCGCUAGGCAUCGUGCACACGCGCACCCUGCUCACCUCGCUCAUCACCACCCUCCGCCAGCGUGCCAACCACGACCUGUGGAUCGCUGUCGGCACCCACCUACUCGAAACCCUGAACGCCUCGCCGACGUCCUCUUCCUCCUUCAUCGAGCAGACUGCCACCCUGCGCGACCUGAUCGCUGAGGCGCACGAGGCCCAGGAGGACUUCCGCGAUGCCGCCGUGGUGCUGGCUGAGAUCCCGCUUGAGACGUCGCAGCGCCGCGUCAGCGAUGAGGACAAGGCCCGCGUGUGGAUACGCAUCGUGCGCAAUUACCUCGAGGUCGACGACCCCACCGCCGCCGAGGCAUACCUCAACAAGCUCAAGAACGUCAUCUUCGCCAUCGCCGACCCGGCCCUGCAGCUGCAUUUUAAGCUCAGCCAGGCCCGCAUCAACGACGCCAAGCGCCAGUUCCUCGCCGCCAGCCAGGCCUACCACGACAUCUCCUUCAGCAGCGCCAUCGCCGACGAGGAGCGCCUGCACACCCUCGCCAUGGCCAUCAAGUGCGCCAUCUUAGCCCCCGCCGGGCCCCAGCGAUCACGCGCACUCGGCCGGCUGUACAAGGACGAGCGGGCCCCAUCGCUGGACGAGUUCGCCAUCCUCGAGAAAAUGUUCCUGGACCGCCUGGUCGCCCCCGCCGAGGUCGACGCCUUCGCCAAGGGCUUGCAGCCACACCAGCUGGCCACCACCGCCGAUGGCAGCACCGUGCUGGCCCGCGCCAUGGUCGAGCACAACCUGCUGGCUGCAUCGCGUUUGUACGUCAACAUCGACCUCGACGCCCUCGGCGUGCUGCUGGGACUCGAUGGUGAGCGGGCCGAGGACACAACUGCCCGCAUGAUCGAGCAGGGCCGCCUGGACGGCCACAUCGACCAGAUCGACCGCUGCGUCUGGUUUGACGGCGCACGCUCCAUUGCACAAUGGGAUAACCACGUACUCGGUGUCGCCGAGGAGGUCGAGAGCGUGGUCGGCCACAUGCAGAAAGAGAUCCCCGACUUCGUGUCCCGGAACCUGGUGGUGUAG